AUGAUUACCGAAGCAAGUGAUCCAGAGCUAGAUUGGCCAACAUUCCCAGUGAAAAUAGUUUCACAAAUUUUCAACAAAUUUGAAGAUGCUAAAUUAAAAGAAAAAGAAUUAUUCUUGUCUGCGUCAGAAUCUGAAAGCCCAGGAAAAAAAAAGAAGAAGAAAAAGGCUUAUCCUGUACAAACCGUAGAAGAUAGUGACAGUGCUUGUAGUAGUACACAUACAACUCCAAUAAAAGUGUUAAAAUCAAACCACACAGUGGACUUACAACAAAGUGGAUCUUCAAACUAUAUCGAACUGCAAAACAACCAAUUUUCCAAUCAGUUAUUGCCCAUCAACUUUAUUUCUUCAUCUAUGGACACUUUUCAGUAUGAUACUGAAUGUUAUACCGUCGAAAAAGAAUUGCCUGUGACUUUGAAUGAAUUUAACAUUCCAAGUGUGGAUCAUUCCAUGUCAAACAUACAAACAGAAAAUCAAGAAGAGUCAAUUAAUAAGUAUGAUGACAAUAUGAUGCAAAAUGUGUUUAAAAAUGUAAUUUCUAUACUUGCAUAUGUAAAACGGUUGGACAGCAAAAUAGAUUCAUUUAUUCAAACUAAUCCAAAUAUAAAAACAAAUUUAACUGCAAAUAAUGUCUUUGAAAAAAUAUUUCCAUUUAAAAACGUAGAAGCUGUGGAGGACAUGGAAAAUAAAUUAAAUCUGGAUGAAAACACUGCUGUUCAAUUGAAAAAUUUCCUGCUACAAAUCGGGGGCACAGGUCUUAAAAAUUUUAUUAAAAGGGUGUUGGAAAGAUUAUUUACUAAUCAACUAUCCACAAAAUAUUCAUGGACAGGUUUUAAAGAUAACAACGCGCUAAAAAAUUUGAAAAUUAUGAAAAUCAUGAAAGAUGUUGCCAUUAGUACUUUUUCUGAGACUGAAGCUAAUUUCGAAGCACAUACUAAAGAUUGGUUCCGUCAUGGCUCUCAAAGAUAUACCAGAGAACAACAAAAAUAA
This is a messenger RNA of Macrosiphum euphorbiae (potato aphid), 987 nucleotides long. NCBI's taxonomy places the organism in Eukaryota, Metazoa, Arthropoda, Insecta, Hemiptera, Aphididae. The record is from the annotation of a GenBank genome assembly.